AUGAUUCACCUUCUCGUCAAAUAAUAUAGGAUACGAAAGAGAUGUAAUAAAUAUGGAGCGUAACCAAUUACAUUCAUUUAAAGCAGACCGAAAAAUCCUCUUUCUACAGAGCACCUCGAGCACGUCGCGUCGGUUAAGUUCCAUUCCCACGUUCAGACUUCCCCCAAGUCUUAACACGCGAAGCGAUUCUUCCUCCAUUUCCAACCUGUUCAGGUUGCUGCUGGAAUAAGGGAGCAGCGAAAAAUCUUUGUGGAUCUUUAAAUAAGUUUGAAGCUAUAACUCUGAAAUGAGUCAGAGAGGCUUAAUAUACAGCUUUGCUGCGAAAGGAACCGUUGUUUUAGCAGAGCACACUUCGUACUCGGGGAACUUUAGUACCAUAGCUGUUCAGUGCUUACAGAAGCUGCCGUCGAAUAGCAGCAAGUACACAUAUUCGUGUGAUGGGCACACAUUUAAUUUCCUCAUCGACAAUGGAUUUGUUUUUCUUGUUGUUGCGGAUGAAUCGGUUGGAAGGAGCGUGCCUUUUGUGUUUCUUGAACGGGUGAAGGAUGAUUUUAAGCAGCGUUAUGGUCCAAGUAUCAAAGAUGUGGGUCCACACCCACUUGCAGAUGACGACGACGACGACGAUCUGUUUGAGGACAGAUUUAGUAUUGCAUACAAUCUGGACAGAGAGUUCGGGCCAAGGCUCAAGGAGCACAUGGAUUACUGUAUGAACCACCCAGAAGAAAUGACCAAGCUUGCCAAAUUGAAGUCUCAAAUAUCUGAGGUCAAGGGGAUUAUGAUGGACAAUAUCGAGAAGGUUUUGGAUCGUGGGGAGAGGAUUGAGCUGUUGGUUGAUAAAACGGAAAAUUUACAGUUCCAGGCUGACAGCUUUCAGAGGCAAGGCAGGCAACUUAGAAGAAAGAUGUGGCUGCAGAAUCUCCAAAUGAAGCUGAUGGUAGGAGGGGCGAUCUUCGUCGUGAUUGUCAUACUGUGGCUCAUUGCCUGUGGAGGUUUCAAAUGCUGAUGGAUAAUAACAAAAUGGAGUCUUCAGUAGCACCUAGGCUAUCGUUUUUGUGUUAUUUGGUGUACAAAUUUUUAUUAUUCCUGUAUAUGGGAGACCUUUGGUGUUGGAAACUAAACCGUGUUUGACCUUGUAAUUAAACCUCUGUACUUCUUGAUGGUUUUAUUAAUUAGUUCCUAAUCUAGAGACUGACAAGUCUAUUGAGAACUUGCUUGUUAGUUUUUCA
Molecule: messenger RNA, 1226 nt
Organism: Juglans regia (Persian walnut)
Lineage: Eukaryota; Viridiplantae; Streptophyta; Magnoliopsida; Fagales; Juglandaceae
Product: vesicle-associated membrane protein 727
Exons: 6
Coding region: 287-1003 (238 amino acids)
Biological process (GO): vesicle-mediated transport
Cellular component (GO): membrane
Source: RefSeq, a predicted model, not a curated record